Messenger RNA from Gadus chalcogrammus (walleye pollock), 5770 nucleotides. RefSeq names its product phospholipid-transporting ATPase IA-like. NCBI's taxonomy places the organism in Eukaryota, Metazoa, Chordata, Actinopteri, Gadiformes, Gadidae. The transcript has 35 exons. The record is from RefSeq and is a predicted model, not a curated record. Gene Ontology annotation, cellular component: plasma membrane. Gene Ontology annotation, molecular function: ATPase-coupled intramembrane lipid carrier activity; ATP hydrolysis activity; ATP binding. The coding region runs from base 515 to 3958 and encodes 1147 amino acids. Gene Ontology annotation, biological process: phospholipid translocation.
AAGAACUUGGAGACCACCGCUCGGUGAUAACAGCACCCCGAACAACCUGAAGAUCACAACUAACAAGAAGAGCCACGGGCUGAAGACCACUGCUCGUUACUUUAUAUAUAUAUAUAUAUAUAUAUAUAUAUAUAGAUAUAUAUAUAUAUAUAUAGAUAUAUGGAUAUAGAUAUAUAGAUAUGCCAUAACGUUGUGAAAAAUCAACUGACGUGAAAUUGCAAGGAUGUGACUUCCUUUCAUUCUUCUAGUCUGGGUCUCUGCUGUUAGUGAGCCGUCAGCUUAGAGAGCAAAGCCACCAGUAGAUGAGUCCUCACUAAGAGAUGUGUCUAACUCUAACCCAACCAGGAGCCCUGACCCUGGGGGUAACCCCCGAACCCUAGUCCAACCAGGAGCCCUGACCCUGGGGGUAACCCCCGAACCCUAGUCCAACCAGGAGCCCUGACCCUGGGGGUGACCCCCUAACCCAACCAGGAGCCCUGACCCUGGGGGUAACCCAGGGAUCUGCAGAGCUGUGAUGGAGAGAACCCUGUCAGGUCUCCGAUCUCCAUUGGAAGGAUACCGGCGCACCCGGGCGCCCAUCACGUCGCCGGCCGAGCCGGAGGACGCGCGCCUCGUCCUCAUCAACCGACCCCAACAGGGCCGCUUCUGCAACAACCUCAUCUGUACUGCCAAGUAUAAUGCACUCACCUUCAUGCCUCGGUUCCUCUUCGCUCAGUUCAGAAGGGCCGCCAACUCCUUCUUCCUGGUCAUCGCCAUGCUGCAGCAAAUCCCAGAUGUGUCCCCGACGGGGCGCUGGACCACGCUGGUGCCCCUGGUGGCCAUCCUGUUUGUGGCGGCUGUGAAGGAGAUCAUCGAGGAUACGAAACGCCACAAAGCCGACAACGUGGUCAACAGGAAGGAGACCAGGAUCCUCCGGAACGGGGUGUGGGAGACCGUGGAGUGGGCCAAGGUAACGGUGGGGGACAUCAUCAGAGCUGCAGACGGCGACCCCCUCCCUGCUGACCUCGUCCUGCUUUCAUCCAGUGAGCCCCACGCUAUGUGCUACAUCGAGACGUCAAACCUGGACGGAGAGACCAACCUCAAGAUCAGACAGGGCCUGCAGGUGACAGCCCGGCUGAAGGACCCAGAGAGUAUGUCGGAGCUCUCUGGCCAGCUGGAGUGUGAGGGCCCCAACCGACAUCUCUACGACUUUGUGGGUCGGAUCCAGUUGGAGGGACGCUGCCAGGUGCCGGUGGGCUCGGACCAGCUGGUGCUGCGAGGGGCCACUCUGAGGAACACCCAGUGGGUGCACGGCCUGGUGAUCUACACGGGCCACGACACCAAGCUCAUGCAGAACUCCACGCGGCCGCCGCUCAAGCUGUCCAGCGUGGAGCGCCUCACCAACCGCCUCAUCCUGUUCCUGGUGGGCUGCCUGCUGCUCAUCUCGCUGGGCUGUGCCGCCGGCCAGUCGCUGUGGAAGAGGCUCCACGGAGACCACGCCUGGUACAUGGACCUCAACUAUGGCAGCGCGGCCAACUUUGGGCUGAACUUCUUAACCUUCAUCAUCCUCUUCAACAACCUGAUCCCCAUCAGCCUCCUGGUCACCCUGGAGGUCAUCAAGUUCACCCAGGCCUACUUCAUCAACUGGGACAUGGACAUGCAUCAUGAAGCCACUGAUACGUGGGCUGUGGCCCGGACAUCCAACCUCAAUGAGGAGCUCGGACAGGUUAAAUACAUCUUCUCUGAUAAGACGGGUACACUGACCUGCAACGUGAUGCAGUUCAAGAAGUGCACCAUAGCCGGGGUCCCAUAUGGACACAACAUGGCGGCUAGGGAGCAGGAGGAAGAGGAAGGCUUUGACGACCCCAUGCUGAUCUCAAACCUCCAAUCCGGCCACGCCUCGGCCCCUGUCAUACAGGAGUUCCUCACCAUGAUGGCUGUGUGCCACACGGCCGUGCCAGAGAAGGUGGACGGUGUCAUCGUGUAUCAAGCCUCCUCCCCAGAUGAGUCAGCCCUGGUGGAGGCAGCCAGAGACCUGGGCUUCGUGUUGGCUGGUCGGACACCAGAUUCUGUCAUUAUUCAGGCUUUUGGGGCAGAGCAGAGUUUUGAAUUACUGAAUGUCCUGGAGUUCUCAAGUGCAAGAAAGAGAAUGUCAGUGAUAGUGCGCACGCCCUCGGGCCAGAUCAGGCUGUACUGCAAAGGCGCCGAUUCUGUGAUCUACGAGAGGCUGUCACAUGCCUCCAAGUACAGAGAGGUCACCCUGGAGCACCUCCAACUCUUUGCCACAGAGGGGCUGAGGACCCUGUGCUACGCCGUCGUUGACAUCUCGGACGCCGCCUACGGGGCGUGGAGCGAGGGCCAUCGGCGAGCUGCCAGCGCCCUCAUAGACCGCCCCCUGAGGCUGGAGGAGAGCUACCAGCUCAUCGAGAGGGACCUCCAGCUGCUGGGGGCCACGGCCAUCGAGGAUCGGCUGCAGGACGGGGUGGUGGAGACCAUCGAGACGCUGCUCAAGGCCCACAUCAACAUCUGGAUCCUGACCGGAGACAAGCAGGAGACGGCCGUCAAUAUAGGUCAUUCCUGUGGUCUGCUGAAGGAGACCACCGCCCUCCUGAUAGUGAACGGGGACACCCUGGAUGCCACGCGAGACGCCUUAACCCAGCACUGUGGUUCGGGGGCGGGGCUCCGCGGGGGGCGGGCGCUGGUGAUUGACGGCCGCACACUGGACCACGCCCUCAGCGCGGCGAGCCGCCGGGCCUUCCUCGACCUGGCGCUGUCCUGCUCCGUGGUCAUCUGCUGCAGGGUGUCUCCUCUGCAGAAGUCUCAGGUGGUGGAGCUGGUGAAGACGGAGGUGAAGGCCAUCACGCUGGCGGUGGGCGACGGCGCCAACGACGUGGGCAUGAUCCAGACGGCCCACGUGGGGGUGGGCAUCUCGGGCCACGAGGGGCUGCAGGCGGCCAACUCCUCGGACUACUCCAUCGCCCAGUUUAAGUUCCUGCGGAACCUGCUGCUGGUGCACGGAGCAUGGAGCUACAACCGCGUGGCCAAAUGCAUCCUGUACUGCUUCUACAAGAACAUCGUCCUCUACAUCAUCGAGAUCUGGUUUGCCCUUGUCAACGGAUUCUCAGGUCAGAUCCUAUUUGAGAGGUGGUGUAUCGGACUGUACAAUGUGAUAUUUACUGCCAUGCCGCCGCUAGCGAUGGGUAUAUUUGAGCGCUGCUGCCAGAAGGAGACCAUGCUGAAGUACCCGGAGCUCUACAGGACGUCUCAGGAGGCUCAGGGAUUCAAUGCAAAGGUGUUCUGGUUCCACUGUCUGAACGGCCUGCUCCAUUCUGCUGUGCUGUUCUGGCUCCCCCUGCUGGCGUUCAGACACGACACGGUGUCCUGGAAUGGGAGGACUACCGACUACCUACUGCUAGGAAACAUGGUUUACACGUGUGUCGUGGUCACGGUGUGUCUCAAGGCAGGCUUGGAGACGGCGUCGUGGACUGUGUUCAGCCACGUGGCCCUGUGGGGCAGCAUCGCCCUGUGGCUGCUCUUCUUCUGGCUCUACUCCAACCUGUGGCCCUCCAUCCCUUUGGCCCAGGACAUGCCCGGCGAGGCUGAGAUGAUGUACACCUCAGGGGUCUUCUGGAUGGCCCUGCUCCUGGUCCCGGUGACCGCCCUCCUGCUGGACGUGGUCCUCACAGUAGUGAGGAGGUCUGUGUGGACGUCUCUGUCUGAUGAUGUAAGGCAGCUGGAGGCCAGCCGCCAGGACCCAGCAACUGUGGUACAAAACAGAAGCCUCUCAGAAAGAGCGCAGCUCCUGCGGAACGUGUUUGGGCGAGCGACAGAGCCCUCCUACAGCGAGAACUCCCAGCAGCAAAACCUUUUGCACGGCUACGCCUUCUCUCAGGAUGAGAACGGGGCGCUUUCCCAGUCGGACCUCGUCCGCUCCUACGACACAACGACGAACGACGCCGUACGGAGGUCAGCAGAAUGAAGGAUAAGAACCGUCCGCUCUCAUUGCACUACUUUAAAGAACCCAGUCGGACCAGAGGUCAGCAGAAUGAAGGAUGAGAACCUUCCGCUCUCAUUGCACUACUUUAAAGGACCCAGUCGGACCAGAGGUCAGCAGAAUGAAGGAUGAGAACCUUCCGCUCUCAUUGCACUACUUUAAAGGACCCAGUCGGACCAGAGAUCAGAGGAACAGUGUGCCUGAAGUCAGAGGCUCUUUUGUCCCUCCACAAGUGUUGCAUACUGACCCCAAUGGGUCUGUGUUUGAGCGCUCCACUUUUGAAGCUCAUGCCAAUGAAGGGUCAAUCUUAUCCACGGAGACCAGGAUAAUGUCGUACUACGCUAUUUUUUUAUUCAAAAUGAUUUUAACUCUUCUAUUGUAGUUAAAUAUCUGUCACUGCUCUCUUAACUUCCAACACUUGACACGGACGUUACUAAACAUGUCAGUUGGUUUUAAUCACGUUGUUUCCACAGCUACUCUCUUCAUACUUGAGUCCUUAUGAUGCUGCUUUAUUGAAACGUUUUGUAACUGUAUCAAUGGAGGGUUAGGGUUAGGGUUAUCCUAACCCUAACCCUCCAUUGGUAGGGUAACCCUAACCCUAACCCUGUAUCAAUGGAGGGUUAGGGUUAGGGUUAUCCUAACCCUCCAUUGAUAGGGUUACCCUAACCCUAACCCUGUAUCAAUGGAGGGUUAGGGUUAGGAUUAUCCUAACCGUAACCCUCCAUUGGUAGGGUUACCCUAACCCUAACCCUGUAUCAAUGGACUUCAUGAUACUAUUUCUAUCUUGCACUUCAGGCACCAAGUUUAAUAUUUUAACGAGGAGUUGCCUCGUUAAAAUAUAAUCAUAAUCAGCUCAAGUUACUAACCCUAACCCUAACCCAUAAUCAGCUCAAGUUACUAACCCCACUCUGACCCAUAAUCAGCUGUUACAGAGCAUCUUUGAAUUUGACUAUAUUUAGCACAAUGGUGCUUACUAAUAGUUUGACACAUGUAUAUUGUACGUUUCUAUGUUUUGGUUUGUUUUUAAAUCAUUUGCGUCCCAUGUGAACUUGUAUGUUUAUUCACCAUCAUGUUUCCCCUCACGCAUCCUUGAUUUUAAAACACUAGCAUACCAGAUACAUUAUCAUGAGGAAAUAAAUGAUCACCCAAUGACUGAUCCAUAACUUAUUCACAUUAAAUGCAUUCUAAAGCUGUAGUAUAAAGUAACAUCCUUGUAUACAAUCCAUGUGUCAAUAAUACAAAAAUAUCUGUCAUGUUUUUUGACCACGGUAACGCUGCAGCUGUUGUGGCGCUCUCGUGUGGCCACAUACAUUAUUAAACGUUGACUACCGAGGGCUUUUAUUGUGGUAAGACUUCCCAUCACGGUAACCCGGAAGUAUUUUUUCAGUAAACAAACUUAUGAAAACUGCUCGAGACAUAUGGGCUUCUUUCAAGGAAAGUGACCAGCCGUUACAGGCCGUUUUGAAAAUCUACCUCUUCUGGCAUCAAAAGUGGGCGCGUCCACCUAGAUGUGUGCUGGAUCGAUCAGUCUACCAGCCUACCCAGUAGCAAACGUUGCUCAUCUAUUCAUCAUACAUCUAGGUGGACACGCCCACUUGAUGUGAGAAGUGCUUUGUAUCACUAAUCACACUCACACCUGGUGGUAUAAUAUGGGUCCUUUAAACAAAAACUCUUAAACCUUCUCAAUCUUGUCCUGUAUAGAAUUGACCCAUCAUAAGGUUCCUAUGAACAUGUUGUAACUUCGUACUCUGGGAUGUGUCUGAACUGUUCUAACGUUACAAUCGUGUGUGUGUGUGU